UGUAGUUAAAGAAGAACAUCGGCUGUCAUGGCGGGCUUGCUGAAGAAGACCACUGGCCUGGUGGGAUUGGCUGUUUGUGAAACUCCACAUGAGAGGCUAAAAAUAUUGUAUACAAAAAUUCUUGAUGUUCUUGGACACAUCCCUAAAAAUGCAGCGUAUAGAAAGUAUACAGAACAGAUUACAAACAAGAAGCUGAGUAUGGUUAAAGCGGAACCAGAUGUUAAAAAACUAGAAGAGCGACUGCAGGGUGGCCAAAUAGAAGAGGUGAUUCUUCAGGCUGAAAAUGAACUUAGUCUGGCAAGAAAAAUGAUCCAGUGGAAACCAUGGGAGCCUUUAGUGGAAGAGCCUCCAGCCAGCCAAUGGAAAUGGCCAAUAUAAACAGCAUUAACUAACUUAUCUGUUGAUAGGAGACUGAUGUAAUUAAAUAUUGUUAUAUGUUAAAAAA
Cervus elaphus (red deer) is the source of this 445-nucleotide messenger RNA. RefSeq names its product NADH dehydrogenase [ubiquinone] 1 alpha subcomplex subunit 5-like. Lineage: Eukaryota; Metazoa; Chordata; Mammalia; Artiodactyla; Cervidae. Bases 28 to 378 code for a protein of 116 amino acids. The record is from RefSeq and is a predicted model, not a curated record. Gene Ontology annotation, biological process: respiratory electron transport chain. The transcript has a single exon.